Carica papaya (papaya) is the source of this 1795-nucleotide messenger RNA. RefSeq names its product protein IQ-domain 26-like. The record is from RefSeq and is a predicted model, not a curated record. Gene Ontology annotation, molecular function: protein binding. NCBI's taxonomy places the organism in Eukaryota, Viridiplantae, Streptophyta, Magnoliopsida, Brassicales, Caricaceae.
UCUGUCAGAUUUUCUUUUUCUUUUUCAAAAAAGAAGGAAAAAAAUCUAAUCUUACAUUCAUAUUUAUUUAAGGUUUGGAUGCCAUUUUCUUUUGUUUGUUAAUGUUUUGCUCCACACUGUUCCCUCAUCACUUCUCUGAUUGCAACCUGUAAAGAUUCUAGAGAUCUUGCAGGCCCUCCCUCUCUCUCUUUAAAUAAACUCCAGUCGGUGUGUCUUUUGCGUUCAGUAGCUUUUGAAAACUUUUGUUUCUCUCUGGACUGUUUUGUUUUUUUUUUUUUGGGAGGGGAAACCCUUUUCUCCCCGAAAACACCACCUGGGUCUAUUUCUCCUGGGAGCUUGACAUUUUAUCCUUUUCUCCAUGAAAUUCCUCCUGGGUUCUUGUUGUUUUCUGUGCUUCUGUUCAUUUCAAAUUUUACAUUGAGAGAAAAUGUAUUUUCCUCGGUUUUUCUUUAGGAUUAUCUUGAGUCUGAAAAAAAAACCUUUUCUUCCAUUUUUGUAGUCUGUAAUUGCAACUUCCAUAGAAACAGUGAAGAUGGGCAAAGCUGCAAGAUGGUUAAAGGGCUUGUUAGGUAUGAAAAAAGAGAAAGAGAGAGAGAAAGCGACAGGGCGGUACCACGUGGAUAAUUCGAAUGCAGUUAAUUCAGACAAGAAAAGAUGGAGUUUUGGCGUCAAAUCCGGAAGAGACAAUAGCGUCAGUCCCCGGAUUCCGGCAAAUAUUCCGGUGAAUGACUCGUCUUGGCUCAGAUCUUACCUGGCUGAGUCGGAGAAUGAGCAGAGCAAGCACGCAAUUGCAGUAGCCGCAGCUACAGCGGCAGCGGCUGAUGCGGCAGUUGCUGCUGCUCAGGCUGCGGUAGCUGUGGUGCGGCUUACCAGCAAUAGCAGAGGAACUAUUGUAGGUGGUGGCAGAGAGAGGUGGGCUGCCGUCAAAAUUCAAACUUUUUUCAGAGGAUAUUUGUCCCGGAAGGCACUUCGAGCUUUGAGGGGUCUGGUGAAGUUGCAGGCUCUUGUUAGAGGCUAUCUUGUCCGAAAACGUGCUGCUGCUACCCUUCAUAGCAUGCAAGCCUUAAUCAGAGCUCAAACUGCAGCGAGAUCGCAACGUUGUAAGCGUUCCCUCAGCAAAGAGAAGAGGUUUCAUCAACCCGAAUUUCGACCCCCGAAAUCUGUUGAGAGAUUUGAUGAUUUGAGAAGCGAGAUACACAGCAACAGGCUAUCUGCUGCUUCAAUUGAAGCGAAGGCCUACGAUGAUAGCCCUAAAAUUGUUGAGAUUGACACAUUCAAACCUAGGUCGAGAUCUCGAAGAAUGAACAUUGCGCUAUCUGAGUGUGGUGAUGACUUCCAUUACCAUGGCAUGUCAUUGCCUUUCUCAGCUCGGAUAUCAGUACCAAAUUACCAAAACAUUCAAGACUUUGAGUGGUGCAUCAAUGGAGAUGAAUGCAAGUUAUCUACGGCGCAAAGCACUCCACGAUUUGCUUGCUCUGCACAUCCAAUGGCCCCUCCUACCCCGGCCAAGAGUGUUUGCGGGGAAGGAUGCUUCAGAACAUUCUCAAACAACCCUAAUUAUAUGGCGAACACACAGUCUUUCAAGGCAAAGUUGAGAUCUCACAGUGCACCGAAGCAGAGGCCGGAGCCAGGAUCAAAGAAGAGGAUAUCUCUGAAUGAAAUCAUGGCAUCAAGAAACAGCAUCAGUGGUGUUAGAAUGCAGCGGUCUUCUUGUUCUCAAGCUCAACAGGUUGUGCAUUUUUGAGGGAGCAUUCAGAUAGGAGAUAGGAGAUUGAGUUUAUUGUUCACAACAGAA